UUUCAGUAAAAUAUGGGUCUCUUCUCGCAUCUCCUGACGAUGGGGCUUGGAGCAUACGCCGGAGCGUACUUUGCACAGAAUUAUGAGUUACAAAAGCUUCCAUCGGCCAGCGAGAUGAUGAAGAAUGUGGAAGACUAUCUGAAGCAAUACAAAAAGGAUCCAUGACACCACUCCCAUAAUCAAUCAAUAUCUAGAAUCUAAUCAUGAAUAAAUUUAUAUUUGCCACAAAAA
Caenorhabditis elegans is the source of this 231-nucleotide messenger RNA. Its product is annotated as YtxH domain-containing protein. The record is from RefSeq and is marked reviewed. The coding region runs from base 13 to 165 and encodes 50 amino acids. The transcript has 2 exons. NCBI's taxonomy places the organism in Eukaryota, Metazoa, Nematoda, Chromadorea, Rhabditida, Rhabditidae.